This is a messenger RNA of Ornithorhynchus anatinus (platypus), 1840 nucleotides long. RefSeq names its product zinc finger HIT-type containing 1 (gene ZNHIT1). The coding region runs from base 1199 to 1669 and encodes 156 amino acids. NCBI's taxonomy places the organism in Eukaryota, Metazoa, Chordata, Mammalia, Monotremata, Ornithorhynchidae. The transcript has 5 exons. Gene Ontology annotation, molecular function: nucleosome binding. The record is from RefSeq and is a predicted model, not a curated record. Gene Ontology annotation, biological process: chromatin remodeling. Gene Ontology annotation, cellular component: Swr1 complex.
AUGGGGCUCACAGUCUAAUAAAUACUAUUAAUUGAUUAUUGAUCUCCCAUCCAGGAUGCUGAAAGACUCAAAGGGCCCGAACUCCUUGAACAUUCUGUGGAUUUGCCUCCUGAUUCACCAGAUCCCAUUAGACUGACUUCUUCUUGGACUCCUUCCUUGCUGGCAAAGCAUCUGCUCUAGCAGCUAGUUGUGGAGCUCUCAGGGCAGGAGCAGAGAGAGAUGAGUGCAUCAAAUCGGAUCCAACCCACGAAAAAGGACAGUCUGUCCUUUAUCAACAGCCAGACUGCAAACGUCAAACAAUUUCGAAACUCCAUCUCUAGGAAGGGGCCAAAGAACACAAAGCCGUCACCCCGCGAUGAGGCCAAAAUCCCUCCGAUUAAUCCGGCCCCUAGUCAGAGCUGCCUUGGAAUCGCAUUUUCUCGUCCCUUUGGCUCAUCUGGAGGGCUGCGGAUUUUUCCCUUCCGUUAGGAGCCGGGUUUAGCCCUGGGCUGACCAGAGCGUUGGAAAAAGGAAAAAAAAAUGGAGAGACACAUCUGUACUAAAUCAAGUUUCCCUCCAGAGGCCAAAUACCUUGGUCUGCUUCCAUGGGUUAGGUUCCAGCUCCAGCUGGCCGUUGGACUUCCCGAUGGCAAGUCCUCCACAGGCGAGGUCACCGGGAGAAGUGGAUGGCGUAGAGACCCUCCCGCGACACUGGAGAAGGUUUUUGGGAACCUAGAGAUGAAGUCACCCUCCAGCAGCUAUAAAAAUUGAGGCCCGGGCCCAUAUCCUGAAGUCCUAGUGGACUCCUAUAAAGUCUGUGGUUUGAAGAAGAGAUGGUUAACCCUUGGCUCAUUGGCUGUCCCUCGGAGAGAGAUCGCCUCCACGGAAGCUUUGGGUUCAUCAUCCCGAACCCAGAAAGAUCGUUUAACACUGACCAUCCCCAUGAAAAUACAUAAAGGAGUGGACUCCUUUCUGGAUCUGAAUCUUGAACCUUCCCCCAGAAAGAUGGAUUUUAAACCAGGCUCCCAGAUAAGAGAUGGCCAGCUUUCUUUCUGAGAUUCUGAUAUCUUUUGUGCAUUUUGGAAUCAAACAGCAUGUGGGGGAAAUUUAAAAGAAGAAGGAAUGAUAUUAAGCUUAGGAGGAUCUGCCCGGUGGAGCAAAAAUGCAUGCUGUGUUGAAUGUGUUGGCAUUUCCUUCUUAGAAAGUAAGCGUGCAAUAAAUGGUGGAGAAGAAGCCAGCGGUGCAAUCCCAAGCCCCCAGGCAGAGGCAGGUGUUGGACCGGAACACGCGACAGCAGCGGAUGACCUGCCAGCUGGAGGCCUUGGAGAAUGACAACUUCCAAGAUGACCCUCACGCCGGCCUGUUACAGCUGCAGCUGGGGAAGCGGCUGCCCCAGUUCCACGACGACGCCGAUACUGGGAAGAGGAAGAAGAAAACCCGGGGUGACCACUUCAAGCUUCAUUUCCGGAAGAACUUCCAGGCUCUGCUGGAGGAGCAGAACGCGAGCACGGCAGAGGGCCCCAACUACGUGAUGGCAUGUGCGGCUCCGUCGUCGUGGCCCCAGGGGCCGUUCUGUGCCAUUUGCGGCUUCCCCUCCCCUUACACCUGUGUGUCCUGCGGGGCCCGCUGCUGCACCGUGCGCUGCCUGGGCACCCACCACGAGACCCGAUGUCUGAAGUGGAUGCUCUGAGCAGAGGCGCCAGGAACUCCCCCUCCCCUUCCCCAUCCCGAGCCUUUGGAGCCCCCUGCUCAAAGGGGCGAGCCCAGGGCUACACAAACCCCCGCCUCCCAUCCCUCACCCCACCGUAUGACCAAAACUGAGCUCCUCAUUUUCCCUCCCAAGCCCUGUCCUCUCCCUGAC